Messenger RNA from Carcharodon carcharias (great white shark), 952 nucleotides. RefSeq lists its product as uncharacterized. The transcript is spliced from 2 exons. NCBI's taxonomy places the organism in Eukaryota, Metazoa, Chordata, Chondrichthyes, Lamniformes, Lamnidae. The coding region runs from base 193 to 672 and encodes 159 amino acids. The record is from RefSeq and is a predicted model, not a curated record.
CCUUAUUAUUAUUUCGUUAUUUCAGCUCUUAGCUUCCGGAACAGCAGGACUCGCCAGCCAGCCAAGGGUCCCUUUCCCGCAGCCCCGAGGAGGAGAGUCAUUUAUCUGGUGCCGUAUCGUAACGCCGACCAGCAGCGUGAGGGAGCUCGACACAUCGGCAGCUGUGAGAACGGAUACUUUACAGCCCAACAAAUGAGUGCCAGGAUACACAAAGAUUUGCCGCUUUCUUUGUCCUCUUGCACUGGAAACAGGAACUUUUCUCAAAGCAAUGGUACCUGUGUCACCGAGGUGGGAAAGUUAAUAUACUCUUUCUCCGCCACUGUGGUUCUUAUCGUGCUAGUGACGCUGAUCUUCGGUGUGAUCGCCGUCUCUCUCCUCACCUUUCACUUUCACAAAAGCAAAAUGAAGAAGCGGAAGAUGCAGAGGGCUCAGCAAGAGUACGAGCGCGACCACUGCAGCCCCGAGGCGGUGAAAGGCUCCUCGCCAGAGAAAGGGAGUGGGAUGAUGGUGAGCCCAGGUCCAAAGGCGGCAGCUGCCUGUCUGUCCGCCCACAUCCACAAUAACACACACACAGUGCCCUCCGGGAGCGGCCCGAGGGCAGCAGAAUCGGAAUCAGACCUUCACUGUACGGACACUCCGAGGAACCCCGUGUCCCAAUCCAUGCUUUUGUAAUGAACUCUAUCGCCUGAUUGCAGAAAACAGACUGUUGUGAUAAUACUUGAACAUAGCAUAGUUUCAAGAAAACGGGGGGGGAGGGGGCGACCACAGACACGGCGCAUGGCAAAUCACAUUAAGCCCGAAUUCCUAUUUCUUGAAAUUAAAUAUUUGUGUUUAUAAAGAGGACGCACAUAUAGCAGAAAUGUAUGUCAGUUAACUCUGGAUUUCCACUUAGAUGUAUAUUUCGUAAUUUGAUCGUCUCUAUGUAAAGUCCGAGGUUUCACAUGGUAUGUAA